AUGCGCCUUUCACACCACACUCCCCGCCGCUGUCGCGUCACCCGCUGCUCUCCGUCUCGCGUAGCUCGUUGCUUCAGUCUCGUCCUCGUCGCAGCAUGCCUCGCUGCAUGCAGCGCGCAGCGCGGAGGGGCGCGGCCAGGGUCGAUCCUGGCGGGGUUCGAGUAUCCGGAGCACGUGUGCGGGGUGGCGUGGCGCGACGAGUACGUGCGCCUGCACGCGCGCAUCAGAGCCGCCAGCCGCGACGCGUGGAACGCGCGACAGCCGCCAGAUGCCCCGUCUCCCGCGCCUUCGCCAGCGCCUUCGCCAGCGCCAGCACCCGCGCCCGCCGCACCACACGAAUCGCCGCCCCUCGCCUCCGCGGCGCCGCCACAGCCCGCCGUCGCGUCGCGCAGGCGCCUGGCGGACCACUAUCCCCCCGACGACGGCAAUCCCGCGGAGCCUGCAGCGGCGGACGACUCCGCGCCUGACGUGCCGCCCGCGGUGCGCUUUCUAACGUACGACUGGUACGGCACGUGCGGGGGCAUCGGCGACUACCUCAUCGGGCUCGUCUCCAUCUUCCCCGCCGCGCUGCUCGACCGCCGCGCGCUGCUCGUGGCGCAGCCCUGCAUGCACGCCGCGUUCCGCUCGCCGCACAUCGACACCGCGCUCUCCCCCGACGUGCCCAUGGGCGGCCACCCGCUGCUGCGCGCCACGCCCCUCGACGCACUCGUCGCGGGCGCGGGCGCGGGCGCGGGCGACGGCGGCAACAACAAGCGGCGGGUGGAGUGGCACGCGCCGCCGUGCGAGCGGCUGGAGGGGAACCUGAGCGCGGAGGUGAGGGACAGCAGCGCAGUGCCGUGCUUCAACAUGGUGGGGCAGAGCUUUGGCAUCCAGGACCUGCAGCGACACAGCCAGCUGAGCAACUACCGCAUGCGGUACAACCACGGGCUGUUGAUUAACACGCUGCUGCUGGACGAGGGGCCCUGGGCUACCGCGCUGAGGCGGCUGGGGUUCAAGAUCGCGUAUGGCUUCGGGUGUAUACUCCGGUUCCUCUUCAGUCCGCGGCCUGAGGUGUGGCAGCUAGUGGCGGGGAUAGAAGAGCAGGUGUGGGGCGAGGGCGUGGUGCGAGUGGCAGUGCACCUGCGCGUGCCAGACCAGACGGUGUGGCACUUCGAGGGCGCACCGCUUGAGACGUCGCAGCAACAACUGGAGGAGCUGCUGGCUGAGGCCAACAGCACGCUGCAGUGCGCUCAGACAGUGGAGGAUUUCUGGUACCCGCCUCCCCUGCAGGUGAAGUGGAUUCUCAUCACCAACUCGCAUCCGCUCAAGCAAGUGCUUAAAGCCAAGUACCCAGAUAAGGUGGUAGCAACGGACUUCGUCCCAUGGCACUCAGACCGAGCCACAGAGCACGAGAACACCAAUCUCACCUCGGCCGAGGAGCGUGAAGCAGCGCUGCGUGGCCUGCAGCACUUCCGGGAGACAGUGGCGGAGUGGGCGCUCGUGGCGUCCUGCCACACGUUCAUCAUCCCUGCAUCGGGCUUCUCUCGCACGGCUGCGCUCUACGCCCUGCGCCCGCUCGACAUGUUCAUUCCCCCGCCCGACCCCUGCAACCCCGAGGAGCCCACUCCCAUCUCUGCCCUGCGCGGCUCCUGGAGUGGCAUCUAG
This is a messenger RNA of Closterium sp. Yama58-4, 1644 nucleotides long. Lineage: Eukaryota; Viridiplantae; Streptophyta; Zygnematophyceae; Desmidiales; Closteriaceae. The record is from the annotation of a GenBank genome assembly.